Messenger RNA from Macrosteles quadrilineatus (aster leafhopper), 1522 nucleotides. It is a transcript of the gene PheRS-m, whose product is annotated as phenylalanine--tRNA ligase, mitochondrial. The transcript has 7 exons. Gene Ontology annotation, biological process: phenylalanyl-tRNA aminoacylation. Gene Ontology annotation, molecular function: tRNA binding; phenylalanine-tRNA ligase activity; ATP binding. Gene Ontology annotation, cellular component: cytoplasm; mitochondrion. The record is from RefSeq and is a predicted model, not a curated record. Bases 137 to 1477 code for a protein of 446 amino acids. Lineage: Eukaryota; Metazoa; Arthropoda; Insecta; Hemiptera; Cicadellidae.
UUGAGGUUAAGCUUUGUAUUAUUUUAUUUUUGUUUCAAAUCUUGUCGCCUUGUCGGUAAUGUUCGUCACCUAGGUCUCAUAUUGUUUCAUUCUUUAGUUUAGGUUAAGCAAUUUGGAAAGCAAAAUCUAAAUCACAAUGAAAGACCUUUCAAGAUGCCUGUGCAUCUGCUAUCAGAUCGGCCUGUUGUCUGCUCGACCUUCUGUCAAUGUGGUGAGACAUUCCUCAACAGUCGCUUCCAAAGCUCAACUGAAAGACCAAAACUCUACCAUUGAAGUUAAUGGCCGUGAAUACAAAACUGACGACUUAACAAAUUUAACUCCAAAAAUCAAAUCUCACCUUGGAAUCAAUCUGCUUAACCAAAAAUAUCAUCCUCUUUCUUUCUUGAAGCAGAGAAUCGUCGAUUAUUUCUACAAGAAGUUCAUCGGACGAACUGGCACUCCGAUUUUUUCCGUGCAUGAUAAUCUGGACCCUGUGGUCACAGUGCAGCAGAACUUUGACAGUUUGUUGGUGCCGGCAGAUCAUGUAAGUCGAAGCAAGAGUGAUUGCUACUACAUCAACAGAGACUACUUGCUGAGGUCGCACAUGACGGCACAUCAAGCCGAUCUCGUCCACAUGGGACUCGACAGCUUCCUCAUGUUCGGAGACGUCUAUCGUCGAGAUGAGAUAGACUCUACCCACUACCCUGUAUUCCACCAGCUUGAUGGUGUACGACUUUUUCACCAACAGCAGUUGACAGAUUUGGCCAACAGCGAGGUGAAAGUGUUUGAACAAGGGGAGGAAACUGACGACAAGCAAGCGCAACACACACUGGACGCAACCAAGAUCGUCGAACAACAACUCAAAUACACAUUGGUCUCUCUCGCUCAGUCUUUGUUUGGGAAAGAUGUAGAGACUCGUUGGGUGUCGAGCUACUUCCCGUUCACUCACCCGUCAUGGGAACUGGAGGUCCAGUACGAGGGCAAGUGGUUGGAACUGCUGGGCUGUGGCAUCACCAGACAUAGGAUACUAGAGGCAGCUGGUGCUGGAGAGAGGAUUGGAUGGGCCUUCGGCAUUGGUUUGGAGCGUUUGGCCAUGAGAUUGUACAAUAUUCCUGACAUUCGCCUCUUCUGGAGCAAAGAUUCUGGCUUCCUACACCAGUUUGAGGUCGAGGAUCCCUUCACCUCCAUCAAAUAUAAGCCUGUGAGCGUUUACCCUCAGUGUAUCAAUGACAUAAGUUUCUGGCUUCCUGAAAACACCUCAUAUCAUUCUAAUGAUUUUUACGAGGUAGUAAGGGAUGUAGCCGGUGACAUUGUUGAGCAGAUUCAACUGGUAGACGAGUUCCGUAACCCCAAGACAGGUCGGACGAGUCACUGUUACCGCAUCACAUAUCGUCACAUGGAGCGUACUCUCACCCAACCUGAGGUGAAUGCACUACACUCCAAGGUGGACGAGGCAGCUACCGAGAGACUAGGUGUGUCUGUACGCAAGAACCAAUAGUCUUUCACUUCUCACUUGUACAUAUGUUGUGAAUAAAUAAGUUAG